GGGGCAAAACUCACUUAACAAAUGUUUCAUUUAACAACAUAAAUUUUAGUCUCAUUGUGGUCGUAACUGGAGGAGUACCUGUAAUUAAGGCAGAGAAUUAUGACAACUGCAAGAGUUAAAAGCUGUCUUUUCUUUUUCUUUUUUUUCAGAUAUGAAUGAGUGUAAGAAAUGUUCAGACAAAGAUUAUGCAAAUGAGAAUCAAGAUUUCUGUUACCCUAAGAUUAUAACUUUUUUAUCUUACAAAGAACCUUUGGGAAUUACUUUUACCUUCCUGGCUUUUCUCUUUUUUUCAAUGACAGCUCUAGUGCUUGGCAUAUUUAUGACACAUCACCAUACUCCCAUUGUCAGAGCCAACAAUCAGAGUCUUACCUACACUCUCCUCAUCUCCCUCCUGCUCAGCUUCCUUUGCACAUUGCUAUUCAUUGGGAAACCAGGAAAAGUGGUCUGUCUUCUCCAACAAACAGCCUUGGGAAUCAUCUUUUCAGUGGCUGUUUCUUGUGUACUGGCCAAAACCAUCACAGUGGUUCUGGCUUUCAUGGCCACCAAACCAGGAUCCAGGAUGAGGAAAUGGCUGGGGAAAAGACUGGCCAGCUCCAUUGUUCUUUCCUGCUUCCUUAUUCAAGCAGGCCUCUGCAUUGGAUGGUUGACAAUUUCUCCCCCAUUUCCAGAUAUGGAUAUGCAUUCAGUGGCUGAAGAAAUUGUACUGCAUUGCAGUACAGGUUCUAUGAUUAUGUUUUACUCUGUGUUGGGCUAUCUGGGUUUCCUGGCCAUUAUCAGUUUUGCUGUGGCUUUUUUUGCCAGGAAGUUACCAGAUACUUUUAAUGAAGCCAAGUUCAUCACUUUCAGUAUGUUGGUCUUUUGUAGUGUUUGGCUUUCUUUUAUUCCAACCUACCUGAGUUCCAAGGGAAAAUAUACAGUUGCUGUGGAGAUCUUUUCUAUCUUAGCCUCCAGUGCUGGACUGCUAGGUUGUAUCUUUUUUCCAAAAUGUUAUAUCAUUGUGUUAAGGCCUAAAUUGAACAAGGUGCAAAUAAUGAGAAAAAAAUAUUGAAGAAUUUAAUCCUAUUCCUUAUCAGAAGCUACCCUUCUUUUUAAUCUUGAACUGUCUCAAUAGUUUCUUAAGAUAUUCUCAAGUAGACUUUCUGGAAAUCUCAAUAUCUUCCCUAGUCAAAAAACUGAAUAAAGAUUUGCCAAAAUAAAAACAAGAAAGGAUUUUUCCCCUGCUUAUUUUCAGAAUCUCUUAAUAAAUCUCAUAUGCUACUGUUCUUUUAAUUUUGGGCAUUGAAUUCUUCAAGUUGCAUUACUGUUGACAAAGAAAGAUUAAUUAUUUGAACAUGUAUGUGAUAGCACAAUCUCAUCUAAAGACAAGCAGCAGCAAUAAACUGUCUUUAUUCAGAACAAACAUGGAUAUAACAAGUUCAUUGUAUGCUACUCUCUAUCCACAUAAUAAAGAGAAUGACUUCUUGAACUAUUAAUUUAAAGUCAUGACAUUUCUUUCAAACAGCACCUGUCCCAAAUCUAGGUCACAAAACAAUUGGCCAAAGUAACAGACAUAUUCUGUAGCUGAUAAUAGACAUAAACCUACAUCUCCCUGAUUUUAGACAUAUGUGUUUAUCAUUAAGGUUCUGAUCAGUUUCAAUGGGUGAUCUAGUUUGACAAAGUUUCAGCCUCUUUCUGUCUCUCUCUCUCACACACGCAUGCGCGAUAGAAAUAUAGAGAUAUAAAAUAUAGACAUGUAGAAAUAUAGAGCUAUAGAGAUGUAUAUCAGUUCCAUAUAUAAAGAAAACUGGAGGGACCUGAGUGAUGGGCAUUCUAACAUUGACAUGAGCAGUCCACCAGUGAGAGUUCUCAUCUUGUUAAACUUUCCUAACAGACUUGUUUGGGUCAAGCAAGACUAAGAUAAAUUUGGGUUUUAUUUAUUGUUAUUUCUAAAAAGUGUAAAUGUGGCCAACUAUGAGCUUACCUUUGCUUUCUCUUAUAUGACAAUUCUACAUUGGAGUAGCCUACACAGCCGUGAGAACAACUUAGCUCUUAACAUUCUAUAUAUCUAGUCAACAUCAAAUGACUAUUUCCUAGAACAUCAUAACUUUAGGAUAUUGCAAAGACAUAUAAUUUAACACAGUGUUACUUUGGUUGCAUAUCCAACAACACAAUGAUUUACUCAUUCCUUUUCUUUAUAAACAACUUCGCAAAAGUACUCUGCUAAAAGUAUUAGUGAAGCAAAACUUUUCACAGCCGUAGUUCACCUAAUUUGAGGAUCCUUUCACUGCAAUGCCUUUGGGCCACUCAGUAGAAUAAUUCUGGGGUUCUACCAGCCUAAAUUGAAACUAAUGUGCACUUAGGGGAAAGAAUACAUUUGUUCUUUAUUAUUGUUGCAAUAUGAACUAUCCAGAACUAAAAAUGUUAUUUAUUUCCCAGACCAUAUUAAAGGGGGAAGGGGAGAAAAGAAUACAGUCCUAUCUGAUGACCUUCAGUGACAUCAAUCAACUAAAAUAGUGCUUAUAAGUUACUGAGAAGCAAUGCAAGACUUGUGGAACUUCAGUUUUACACAUUUUUUAAAAACUGCAUUUAAACAACAUGCUUGGCUUUACAGUGCAACAUGAUUAUUCUUCUAAAAUAAAUUUUUCCUUCUUAGUUCCAAAUACUUAUGGUAAAUUUUUAUAGAUAGCCUCUUUUUACUGACAUUAAUUUGGAAUUUCUUCCAACUCAUGAAUUUACAGACAGGCCAUAACACGUUGGUUUUAUGUCUGCAUGAUUUACAGAGUAUUGCUAUAAUGACAGGGUGCAACUGCAUGUGUAAUGGUAUACAGUGGUACCUCUUUACACAUUAAUUGGUUCCAGGAAGUGCGAUGAAUAUUUAAAAGGACAAGUCCCAAACAAACUAUGUGAAUUACCAUGUGACCCUUUGUUUUGGCUGGAAAUAACUUCUGUCUCUCCCUUUUUUUAUAUCAGCAACCUUCCCAGCAUGGCCAACUUCCUGUCCACCCUCUGAGGCUGUUCCCGGCCUUUUGUAGCAACCUCACAGCUGCCCCUGCCCUCUUCCUAUUACAACAU
This is a messenger RNA of Crotalus tigris (Tiger rattlesnake), 3051 nucleotides long. Its product is annotated as vomeronasal type-2 receptor 26-like. Gene Ontology annotation, biological process: G protein-coupled receptor signaling pathway. Gene Ontology annotation, cellular component: membrane. Gene Ontology annotation, molecular function: G protein-coupled receptor activity. The record is from RefSeq and is a predicted model, not a curated record. Bases 152 to 1048 code for a protein of 298 amino acids. NCBI's taxonomy places the organism in Eukaryota, Metazoa, Chordata, Lepidosauria, Squamata, Viperidae. The transcript has a single exon.